Molecule: messenger RNA, 3655 nt
Organism: Syngnathus typhle (broad-nosed pipefish)
Lineage: Eukaryota; Metazoa; Chordata; Actinopteri; Syngnathiformes; Syngnathidae
Gene: mlec
Product: malectin
Exons: 6
Coding region: 346-1209 (287 amino acids)
Cellular component (GO): membrane
Molecular function (GO): carbohydrate binding
Source: RefSeq, a predicted model, not a curated record
UCGCCUUUCAUGUUCGAUCGUAGCCAUGAAGGACGUCGAUGAGCCUGCCAGCCUAUGAAAUGCAGGAGGAUGCGAUUGGUCAAAAUAUAUGUCAUUCAUCCCCUGUGUUACGUUGCACUGCAGCUAGAAGCCAGUGUAGAGAUACACAGUACACGCUUUGAAUGAAAGUCUUCAAGGGAUCCAGACUGAGACCUCCAGCAUCUGACAAUACACAAACACUGCCAUCAUUGAAAUUAUUUGUCAGUCUAUGUAUUCAGUCUGACUGCAAAACUUGUUCUAGGCAUUCACUUUGACAACGUUUCCAAGGAGAAGUGCCCGUCUCUGUGUCGAAGAGUGUGUGUGGCGAUGGAGCGAAUCACGGCGCAGCUCUUCGCCGGGCUGGUUGCCGCGGUGCUGCCCGUGCUGUUUGUGCAGUGUUGGGCGGACGGCGGCGGCGGCCCCAGCCUCUCCGAAAGGGUGAUCUGGGCUGUCAAUGCCGGAGGGGAGUCGCACGUCGACGUGCACGGUAUUCACUUCAAAAAGGACCCUUUAGAAGGCAGACUUGGUAAAGCGUCUGAUUAUGGGAUGCGUCUGCCGAUCCUUCGCUCCAGUCCUGAGGAUCAAGUUCUCUACCAGACCGAGCGCUACAAUGAAGAAACUUUUGGAUAUGACAUCCCAAUACGUGAGGAAGGCGACUAUAUACUCGUAAUGAAGUAUGCAGAGGUUUACUUUGCUCAGUCUCAGCAAAAGGUAUUUGACGUUCGACUAAACGGCCACGUGGUGGUGAAGGACCUGGACAUCUUUGAUCGAGUGGGUCACAGUACCGCACACGAUGAAAUUGUUGCGUUCUCCAUUCGACGCGGCAAGCUGAGUGUUCAAGGAGAGGUGUCGACAUUUAACGGCAAGCUCACGGUGGAGUUCGUAAAGGGCUACUAUGAUAACCCCAAGGUCUGCGCGCUCUAUGUAAUGAAGGGGACACCAGAAGAUGUACCAAAACUCCAGCCUCACCCUGGCUUGGAAAAGCCCGACAAAGAGGAGGAAGAAGAGGAAGACGGUGAUGAAGGAGACGACAUGGGCAAGAAGAAGCUCCCACCAGAUUCCAAGCCCCGGGUCCAAUCGGGACCCCGAACGCCGAACCCUUAUGCUGCCGACAACAGCAGCCUCAUGUUCCCCAUCCUGGUGGCAUUCGGCGUCUUCAUCCCCACUUUGUUCUGCCUUUGUCGGCUGUGAGACGACUGAACGGACACGAGACUAUGAUAAGGGAGGGGAGGGCAGGGGUUUCGAGGAGGUCAAAUUUACACACGACUCGGAGGAAAUACGGACCACGGAGGACAUUAGAACAGCAAGUGCAGGAGGAUGGCGAGCAGAGUGAAUGUUUGCCUUCCACCUUCUCUCUGCUUUGAACGACAUGCUUCAUCCAUUUCAUUUCCUGGAUGAAGUCUUUGGCCGCUGUACCAACUGUUUAGAAUUUGCACGCAGCGUGGGGAAAGAAAUAGUUUAGUCAGACACACAUCAUCUGGCCACACAUGAGAUUAGGAACAGGCUCCAUAUGGAAUAAACCACAAAAUGAACUAUGGGAAUACAGCCACCAUCUUUUUUGCUACUUGCCUUUCUGUCAACUUAAUCCAUUGUACACUUGGCGUCAUCUUAACAUGCUACGGAGAAGUGUUUGAGCAUUUAUUCAAUAGUCUUAUCCAUAUACUGUUACGCUCUUUGUCCUCACUAAUAAGACAAUCCAGUCUAAUUAACCAUUUUCCCCACUUCUGCCUUUGACUACAACUAGUAGGACUACUGUUUCUAGUGUGUGACAUAUGCCUACUCGUUGGACGGAGGGGUGUUACUAGUAAACCACGAAUUGACUAGAAAGGUUUAACUGUAUACAAAUAGGCCAAAAGUGACAGAUGCCGGUGAGUGGGGGAAUAAAAAUUGCUAGUAAGGCUGCAUAUUGCGUCUACUUGGAUAUAACUGUCAAGGAUAUGGACUACGUGUGAAUGUUCAAACAACUUUCCAUAAGAUGGAGACCUCAGGAGUGUCCCAGUCACACUAGUUGGAAUGGAUUUGAAAAGGUCUGUGGGAACCCGUCACCUGGUCCUUUAAUCUUUAAAGCUUGGAAUAUCAUAGCUGUAACUACCAGUGGACUGCAUAUUCUAAGUUGAGCUAUUUAAUAAGAUGGGCACAGGAACAUGGAGACAUUUUCUGCAAAUUUGCAAGGUUUAAUCUGUUCAAAAUAGUUCCCAGAGGCACCCCCACUCAGGAGGGCAGAUCUUUUAGUCUGUGUGUGAUGUGUGACUCCACUGCCUUAACUGGUUCCAAGUAAAUGUGUGGCGCUAAGGGUGCCAUAAAUAAAUUGCAGAGCCAGAAGAAAUAAGGUCACAGCGACCCAACGGGCAUAGCUCACGUCCCCCCAUCUUAUUGUGUCAAAGAGUCCAAAGCCACACAUUAGGAUGACAUCAUCUUUGUAUUUCACUGUUAUUGUCAUUGUUUUGAACUAGCUUCCAAAGUCAAAGCUCACCCUUAUGUUGGUAGCAAAACAAGAGGAGAGUCUGUAUUCCCUUGCGUAUUUAGUUGUUUGCUGUCAUGACUUAUUUGUUGAACAUGAAGUGGCGGUGUUUAGUUCCCAGAAGGAGCCUGUGGCCGUCGUCAUUGUGCUUGUCUUCCAUCCUUCAAGUGGCUCGAGUGUGUCUUACAUUGACAAGAAGAAAGCACAACAUCACUGUUGGUUCCAUGCAAAUGUUUACUCCAAGUCCCAGCAGCCUUUUAAAAACCUCUUGUCUUAAAUCUUUCCUAAUUGUCUGGCCUGCUCAGUUUUUUUUUUUUUUUUUUUACCCCUCAUGCCAAUGAGAACUUUGAUGCUUAGUUCAGCUGCAGUUUGUGGUUGCUGAGCAAACAUUUUUAUCUGUGAAAAAUCUUUAAUACCCGUGGCCUCAUUACUAGAGUAAUUUUUGUUUUAGUUUCAACCCUCAGACAUAACUAGACUCUUAGUUCUGGUUGAAAACGUUUCGCUCAAUGUUUUCUACAUUUUUCUUUCUUUUUUUUUUUUAUGUUCAACCAAAAUGAGUCUUAACCUGUCAGUGUCUCUUGCAUCCAAACCAGUUACAAAUUCAUGUGCUGUGGGUCCUCCCUUGCUUCUGUUUUUUUUUUUUUUUUUUUUUUUUGUCCUGAAUAUAGAGGUCAUGUGUUGCCAUUUUCUUUCCUGGCUUUUUGUUUAAAGAUGUGAACAUUAUCUUUAGCCAUCUGAAAAUGUUGCAUUCUAUGCUCACGUGUGUAUAUAUGGUUCAGGAUCACAAAGUUCCAUUCAGUGGUUCUCACUUUUUUGUUGAAACUGAUGUGUUGGGGCUUUGUUAUUUGUUCCACUUUUAAAGAAACUUGUGGCUUUUUUUUAAAAGGGGAACGGCUGUUGGGACAGUAUGAAACAACAACAAAAGAUUAAUAGACAGGCAAAUGAAACGGCUGUCAAAAUUUAAUAAAUUGACUUGUAAGGAAAAUGUGAGCUCUUCCACUUGCUUGUGUAAUUUAGAUCCGAGUGGAGCUCAUUUGGAAUUAGUGUUUGAAAUGUUGCCUCAGGAUGUCUUUUGAUUGGAGUAGUUAAACAUGUUUUAUUAGUGUGACAUUUUGCACUGCCUUGUGUGUCAUUGUUGUUGCCUUGAAUUCUUGAAUACAUUGUGCUUUACCAUCA